UGGACCCUUGGGCUCAAAGGGCUUUGAACCAGGGAGAUUUAAGACCCUGGGACCCCCUGGUGGUGUAGGCGGCAGAAACACUUGGAGCCAUGGCUCGGUUCUCCGGUCGGGAACCGGAGGUAGAUCUGGAAGCCCUGAGUAGGCGCUCCCUCUGCUGGCCAAUCAGGGCAGGUGGCAACUGCUUGCCGGCAAGGGCUGACACUAGGCCAGCCUAAUUAGAGAGCUGCUUAGGACAGAGAGCCUAGGGGGGGGAGGCUGCUUGGAACAACUGCUUGAGAAGUGUCUGCUGGGAGAGGGGGAGGUUCCUGUCUGCCCUGAGGAGCCGCUGCCUGUCCUACCUGCGCUGCCUGCCUGCGUGCUCCUGACAUGGAGAGAGAAAAGCUGCCGCAGGGAGGGACAGAGCUGCCCUUGUGUCAGGUCCUCCUCUUCCGAGAUCUCCCCUGCAGUCCCGUGUCCAUCUGUGGGGCUCCCAACACAAGGACCUGAACCUGCUGGUGUGGCAUCGGUGCUACGAUGAACCUGGUGCCAGCAGUAACACCAGCGGCAGCAGCUGCCGCAGCGCCGUCGCUCCACGUUACCAGGCAGAGCUCCCCGACGAGCCUUUGUUUAUGGAAGCAGCGGGGGCCUGGAGCUGAGAGAGCAGGGCGGGGAUCUGAGCUAUCGCGACAGUGCCGAGAACGGGGUCGGGAUCUCGGUCCUGUAGCUUCCGGGCUCCAUCGUUGGGCGGCUCCAGUCUCCUGUCCGCCCCGUCCGGCCGCGGGCACUCGAGUCCCAGGGCUGUCAGCAGAUUGAUGCACCCCAGCGUGACGCGUCAGGGGGAGCUGGUCCAGAACAGCCCUGAGACACAAAUGCAGCAGGAAGAGAAGGAGGAGGAGCAAGUAGGCAAAGAGAUGGAGGAGAAGGAGGUGGACGAUCAGGAGGAAGAGGCGGAGAAACAGCAGCAGGAAGAAGGUGAAGGUAAAGCUGCCGCGGACCCCAGUGUGCCAGCCGAGCAGUGCCCUGAGUGCGGGCAGAGCCUCCCGCCCGGCUGGCAGCCGGGGAAGCAGCAGUGCCCCCAGCCUGGCACCCAGCGCUUCAUCUGCACCCACUGCGGCCAGAGGCGCUCCAGCCUCCUCCGGCGGCAGCAGGGAGGUACCCAGCCGGGCCCCAAGCUGCGGUUGGAGUGCGGUGAGUGUGGCAAGAGCUUUGCCAGCAGCUCUAGUCUCAGGCAGCACAGUCAAAUCCAUGCUGGGAAGAAGCAGUUUCCCUGUGUUGACUGUGGCAAGAGCUUCACCAACAGCUGUGAUCUCCUUCAGCACUGGCACGUCCACAGCGGGGAGAAGCCUUACAGCUGCGGUGCUUGUGGCAAAAGCUUCGCCAGCAGGUCUGGUCUCCGCCAGCACCGGCAAACGCAUGCUGAGACAAAGCAGUUCCCCUGCCGUGACUGUGGGAAGAGCUUCACCAACAGCACUGCUCUGAUCCAUCACUUGCACGUCCACACCAGGGAGAAGCCCUACAGCUGUGGUGUCUGUGGCAAGAGCUUUGCCACCAGUUAUGCUCUCUGCUAUCACCGUCGCAUUCACACCGGGGAGAAGCCGUACAGCUGUGGCGAGUGUGGCAAGAGCUUUGCCAGCAGCUCUGUUCUCAGCCGGCACUGCCAAAUCCAUUCUGGGAAGAGGUUUCCCUGCAGUGACUGUGGCAAGAGCUUCACCAGUAGCACUGCUCUAAUCCAGCACUGGCACGUCCAUACCGGGGAGAAGCCUUACAGCUGCGGUGACUGUGGCAAGAGCUUCGCCAGUAGCUCUGAUCUCAGAAAUCAUCGUCGCCUCCACACGGGGGAGAAGCCCUACAGCUGUGGUGACUGUGGCAAGAGCUUUACCAGUAACUCUACUCUCAGCUCUCACCGACGCCUCCACACGGGGGAGAAGCCCUACAGCUGCAGUGACUGUGGCAAGAGCUUUACCAGCAGCUCUGGUCUGAAGUAUCACUGUCGCCUCCACACGGGGGAGAAGCCCUACAGCUGUGGUGACUGUGGCAAGAGCUUCACCAGGAGCUCUAAAUUGAGGUAUCACCUUCGCAUCCACACGGGGGAGAAGCCCUACAACUGCGGUGACUGCGCCAAGAGCUUCACCAGCAGCUAUGACCUCAGCCGUCACCGUCGCGUCCACACCGGGGAGAAGCCCUACAGCUGUGGAGUCUGCAGCAAGAGCUUUUUCAGCAGCUCAGGUCUGAGCUAUCACCGUCGCAACCACACCGGGGAGAAGUAGUACAAAUGAGGUGACUCUGGCAAGACCUUCUGGCAGAACACUGAUCUGACCAAGCAGUGCAUGAGCAGCCACCAGAGGAUGAAGAGCAGCAGCAAAGCUUCCAAGGGUCCUCACUCUCAGUGCCCCCAGCAUGUGCCCAGCAGCCAUGGGCCCCUCCUCACAACAGUGUUGCCAGA
Pogoniulus pusillus (Red-fronted tinkerbird) is the source of this 2422-nucleotide messenger RNA. RefSeq names its product zinc finger protein 501-like. Gene Ontology annotation, molecular function: RNA polymerase II cis-regulatory region sequence-specific DNA binding; DNA-binding transcription factor activity, RNA polymerase II-specific. Gene Ontology annotation, biological process: regulation of transcription by RNA polymerase II. The record is from RefSeq and is a predicted model, not a curated record. Lineage: Eukaryota; Metazoa; Chordata; Aves; Piciformes; Lybiidae. The coding region runs from base 792 to 2246 and encodes 484 amino acids. The transcript has a single exon.